This is a messenger RNA of Perognathus longimembris pacificus (Pacific pocket mouse), 3396 nucleotides long. RefSeq lists its product as uncharacterized. Gene Ontology annotation, molecular function: aspartic-type endopeptidase activity; nucleic acid binding; RNA-DNA hybrid ribonuclease activity. The transcript has 3 exons. The annotation marks the transcript as partial. The record is from RefSeq and is a predicted model, not a curated record. Gene Ontology annotation, biological process: DNA integration; proteolysis. Lineage: Eukaryota; Metazoa; Chordata; Mammalia; Rodentia; Heteromyidae.
UCAGUAUUACUAGCCCCGAGAGGGCCGAUGUCCACUAAAACAACAUGGGUCCAAGGUGCAACGGGCACUAAACCCUAUAAAUGGACUACUCGAAGAAUAGUGGACUUGGGAGCGGGCCAGGUAACCCACUCGUUUUUAGUCAUCCCUGACUGCCCCUAUCCAUUGCUUGGACAUGAUCUCUUAACGAAAAUGAAAGCUCAGAUACAGUUCACAGGCAGUGGGACUUCUGUGACGAACUCAAGAGAAAAGCCUGUUAGUACACUAAUAACUAGCAAGUUAGAAGAAGAGUAUAGGCUAUACCAGCAUCUCAAGCCCGAGUCUCCGGAAAAUGAGUGGCUACGGGCCUUUCCCCAAGCAUGGGCAGAAACUGGGGGAAUGGGACUGGCAAAACAUCGUCCUCCAAUCUUUGUGGAACUUAAAGCCGGAGCUGACCCAGUAAGAGUUUGCCAGUACCCUAUGUCACUAGAAGCAAAGAAGGGGAUCACUCCUCACAUCAGAAAAUUGUUAGAUUUAGGAGUUCUGAAGCCCACCCAGUCAGCCUGGAAUACUCCAUUGUUGCCUAUAAAAAAGUCUAAUUCCAAUGAUUAUAGACCAGUGCAAGACUUGAGAGAAGUUAACAAGAGAGUAAUGGACAUUCAUCCAACAGUCCCAAACCCAUAUACCCUGCUGAGCUCCCUGUCACUGAGCCAUGUGUGGUAUACUGUGUUGGAUCUAAAGGAUGCUUUCUUUAGCCUGCCCUUAGCCUCACAGAGCAAAAGCUACUUUGCAUUUACUUGGCACGAUCCUGAAAUCGGGAUAAGCGGUCAAUUGACCUGGACCAGGCUGCCCCAAGGAUUCAAGAAUUCGCCUACAAUCUUUGAUGAGGCGUUACAUGAAGACCUAAGUGAGUACCGCUCCCAAAAUACUGAAAUAAGUCUAUUGCAAUAUGUAGAUGAUUUGUUAAUAGCUGCUCCAGACAAGGAUAGUUGUCUAAAGGGAACAGCUAGGCUCUUAAAGACUCUUGGCAAUUUGGGCUAUAGGGCCUCCACUAAAAAGGCACAAAUUUGUAAACCUGAAGUCACCUAUCUGGGCUUCAUAUUAAAAGAGGGCAAGCGUUGGCUGUCAGAUGCACGUAAAGAAACGGUGCUAAAAAUUCCUGUGCCUAAGUCAGCGAGACAAGUCAGAGAGUUCCUGGGAACCGCGGGUUUUUGCCGGCUGUGGAUACCUGGGUUCGCUGAGAUGGCCAAGCCUUUAUAUGAAGCCACCAAAAACCUCCCAGAAUUUCAUUGGACUGAGCAGAUGCAAAAAGCCUUUGAGGCAAUCAAGAAAAGCCUUCUAGAAGCCCCAGCCUAAGGCCUACCUGACGUGAAUAAACCAUUCACAUUGUUUGUGGCCGAAAAGAAAGGAAUAGCAAAAGGGGUGCUCACCCAGCCAAUUGGGCCCUGGAGACGACUGGUCGCCUAUUUGUCAAAGAAAUUGGAUCCUGUCGCCGCUGGGUGGCCUCCGUGCUUAAGAAUAAUAGCUGCAGUAGCCCUCUUGGUAAAAGAUGCAGAUAAGUUGACUCUGGGACAGAAUCUGACUGUGGCCACUCCACAUGCUCUAGAGGGGGUGCUAAAACAACCACCUGACCGAUGGAUGAGCAAUGCCCGCAUGGUCCAUUACCAAACGUUGUUACUUAACCCGGCAUGUAUCAGCUUCUGUGUACCAACAGCAUUAAACCCAGCAACUCUGCUGCCGGAUCCGGAUCUGGAAGCGCCCCUGCAUGAUUGUGAGCAGAUCCUGGCCCAAACACAUAGCCUCCGGCCAGACUUGCUGGAUUUACCGCUAUCACAUGCCGAGCACACCUGGUUCACCGAUGGCAGCAGCUUCAUUCGAGAGGGAAAAAGGUAUGCGGGUGCGGCGGUUACUACGGACACUGAGAUAUUGUGGGCAGAGGCACUCCCUCAGGGGACUUCUGCACAAAGAGCAGAACUAGUGGCACUAACAAAAGCUUUACAGAUGGGAAAAGGAAUGAGACUAAAUAUCUAUACGGACAGCCGGUACGCUUUUGCCACUGUACACAUCCAUGGAGCCAUUUACCAAGAAAAGGGGCUACUGACAGCUGAAGGAAAGGCCAUUAGAAACAGACAGGAGAUUUUAAGCCUCAUCCGGGCCCUAUGGGAACCAGCAAAGAUUGCCAUUAUGCAUUGCCUGAGUCAUCAAAAGGGAGUUGAUUCGGUGACUAGAGGGAAUAAUCUGGCCGACCAGGCAGCUAAGGAAGCAGCCCUCCAGCCCAGAGCAGAAGUAUUGACUCUAACUUGGAGAAACGAUGACUGGUGGAAAACUGGUGAAGGGAAACUUAUCUUGCCACAAAGGCUGGGUAAGGGGAUCCUUAAAAGAAUCCACCGAGCUUCUCACAUGGGAACCCGAAGAAUGCAGGACUUGCUCCGACAUUCCAAAGUAAAAAUUAGACAAGGAGAUCAACUUAUUGAAGAUAUUGUUAAAAAUUGCAAGGCCUGUCAGCUUACCAAUGCCCCCAAUCAACAAGUUACUAAAGGAGCUCGCCUCCGUGGGGAUAGGCCAGGCGUGUAUUGGGAAGUAGAUUUCACAGAAAUCAAACCUGGAAAAUUUGGAUACAAAUAUUUGCUAGUUUUUGUAGACACCUUUUCAGGAUGGGUGGAAGCCUAUCCAACAAAGCAUGAGACUGCGAAUAUAGUGGCUAAGAAGAUCCUGGAAGAAAUCCUACCCAGGUAUGGCUUCCCAUCUACCAUUGGGUCGGACAACGGACUGGCUUUCGUCUCAAAAGUAAGUCAGGGAAUAGCCACUGCACUGGGGACGGAUUGGAAAUUGCAUUGUGCUUAUAGACCCCAGAGUUCAGGACAGGUAGAGAGAAUGAAUCGGACUCUAAAAGAAACCUUCACUAAAUUGGCCUUAGAGACUGGCGCAGACUGGGUGUCACUCCUUCCUUUUGCUCUACUUAGGGUAAGAAAUUCUUCCUAUCAACUUGGCUUUACUCCUUUUGAAAUAAUGUACGGGUACCCUCCGCCCAUUAUCCCUAGCCUUCAGACUGAAUUGCUUGUUGAUUUGGAUGAUACUGAAUUUUUGUGUAAACUUGAUUAUUUGCAGCUCGUGCACAAGAAAAUGUGGCCCCAACUUAAGGCAUUAUAUGAUUCUGCUUCUGUCCCUACCCCCCAUUUAUUCAGGCCAGGAGAUUGGGUGUUCGUCCGGAGGCAUAACCCCAAAUCCUUAGAACCACGAUGGAAGGGAUCCUACGUGGUGCUACAGACUACUCCCACCGCCCUUAAGGUAGAUGGCGUCACCACUUGGGUCCAUUGCUCCCACACCAGGCCAGCUGAACCUUUUGCCCUGGACGACGACUACUGUAGUGGAUGGGAGGUCUCCAAGCACCCAAAUCAGCCGCUUCGCCUUUGCCUCAAG